AUGUUCUCCGACUUCACUACUCAGAAGGAGGGGACAUUGAUGGGUCAACCUAGCGCUGACUGCCCAGUGUUUGACCGAGUGCAGCCCACUUACUCCGGCUACUCUGAGCGCUUCAAGCUGGGCGACCGCAGUUUCAACCGGCAGUACGCGCACAUAUAUGCAGUACGGCUGAUGCAGAUGAGGGACAUCCUCACCGCCAGAGCCAAGCAGACAUGGGGUGAAAAGGUGCCAGUGCGGAGGCUCUGCGACCUUCAGAUGGGAGAGCAGUGUUGCAUUGUGGGUACCAUCUUCAAGCACAUGGAGCUCCAGCCUUCCAUCCUGAAAGAGAUCAGUGAGGAGCACAAUCUCCUGCCUCAGCCGCCACGUUCCAAGUUCAUCAGCGCGUCGGAUGAGCUCAUCCUGGAAGAUGAGCUGCAGAGAAUCAAACUGGAGGGAAACAUCGACACACCCAAGUUUGUUACAGGUAGCGUGAUCGCUGUGUUUGGCGCAGAGAAGAAUGACGGAAAGUUCACGGUGGACGGGUUCUGCGUGGCGGAGCUGCCCCCCCAGGCCCCCCGACAGCCCCUGAGCUCUGACCGGUUCGUGCUCCUGGCCUCGGGCCUGGGCCUGGGGGGCAGCGGGGCGGACAGCCUGCUGGGCCUGCAGCUGCUGGUGGACCUGGUGACGGGGCAGCUGGGGGACCUGGGCGAGCAGAGCGGGGCCUCCCAAAUCUCCCGCGUCCUGCUGGCCGGGAACCUGCUGAGCCAUAGCACUCAGGACAAAGACUCCUUCAAUAAGGCCAAGUACCUGACGAAGAAGACGCAGGCCGGCAGCGUGGAGGCCAUCCGCAUGCUGGACGAGCUGCUGGUGCAGCUGGUGGCCUCAGUGCCGGUGGAUGUAAUGCCCGGUCAGUACGACCCCACAAACUACACACUACCCCAGCAGCCCCUGCACCGCUGCAUGUUCCCGCUCUCCACUGUCUACCCCACCCUCAAGCUGGCCAGCAACCCCUACCAGGCCGAUGUUGAUGGUGUCAGGUUCCUGGGCACCGCUGGUCAGAACGUUGGCGACAUCGUCAAGUACAGCAGCAUGGAUGACCACCUGGAGAUCCUGGAGGGCACACUGCGGCUCCGCCACAUGGCGCCCACCGCGCCCGACACGUUGGGCUGCUAUCCCUUCUAUCAGAAAGAUCCGUUCAUCCUAGAGGACUGUCCCCACGUCUACUUCAGUGGAAACGCGCCCACCUUCCAGUCCAAGCGCAUCACCGGGCCUGAUGGACAGGAGGUUCUCCUGGUGGCGGUACCGGACUUCAGCCGGACCCAGACCGCCUGCCUGGUCAACCUGCGCACCCUGGAGUGCGAGCCCAUUCGGUUCUCCUCCUUCACCGCCGAGGAUGACGAGGACAACGAGAUGAACAUAAGCCACUGAUGUGUCAGGCUGGUAGCAAGCUGCCUUUCCACACACUCCCCACCCCCCACGGCUGCUUCCCACUGCACCGCCCGUCUGAAGCAGGAGAGCCGGAGGAACCCUCAGCUCUGUCUCAUUUUUGAACAGGACAGAUGCAUGUUGUUACACAUUAAACAUCAGCAGCUGUGUUUAUACCAGUUCAUGGUGACCGCUGUGCACUUCAAAGUCAAUGCUGUGUUUGGUGUUAGACUGGAUGUCGAUGUCAGUCACUUGAAUAUAAAUCGCUGGUUCUUGCUAAUACCCUUUGUACUAGGUUUUAAUUGGAUCGUACCAGUGUGUCUCAGCACUUGAGUCCAGUAUAAUUUAUGCUCCAACACAAGACAAUUAAGCAAACCAAUGUUUAUUAAAUGAUAUGUACAAUUCCUGUGUCAACUGUUUAAUUAGCAUUUUAGACAAUCCCUCCAGUCAUAACCAACUGUUUUGUCUAAACUGACUCUUCUCUCCAAAGACAUUGUCUUUGUUAACUGUGGCAAAACAUUGUAAAUAAAUUCAACUCUUGCAUUUUU
This is a messenger RNA of Anguilla anguilla (European eel), 1952 nucleotides long. It is a transcript of the gene pold2, whose product is annotated as polymerase (DNA directed), delta 2, regulatory subunit. Lineage: Eukaryota; Metazoa; Chordata; Actinopteri; Anguilliformes; Anguillidae. The transcript is spliced from 10 exons. The record is from RefSeq and is a predicted model, not a curated record. Gene Ontology annotation, molecular function: DNA binding. The coding region runs from base 1 to 1407 and encodes 468 amino acids. Gene Ontology annotation, biological process: DNA strand elongation involved in DNA replication; DNA replication. Gene Ontology annotation, cellular component: delta DNA polymerase complex.